AUGACGACAAACAUGCUCGAUGGAUGUCCCCCCACUGGAGUGACCCUCUUGGAGAGACAGAAAGAGCACAGUCGGUGUGAGAGAGCAGCAGCAUCAGCAGCAGCAGCAGCAGCAGCAGCAGCAGCAGCAGCAGCAGCAGCAGCAGCAGCAGCAGCAGCGCAGCAGCAGCAGCAGCAGCAGCAGCAGCAGCAGCAGCAGCAGCAGCAGCAGCAGCAGCAGCAGCAGCAGCAGCAGCAGCAGCAGCAGCAGCAGCAGCAGCAGCAGCAGCAGCAGCAGCAGCAGCAGCAGAAGCAGCAGCGGCAGCAGCAGCGGCAGCAGCAGCAGCAGCAGCAGCAGCAGCAGCAGCAGCAGCAGCAGCAGCAGCAGCAGCAGCAGCAGCAGCAGCAGCAGCAGCAGCAGCAGCAGCAGCAGCAGCAGCAGCAGCAGCAGCAGCAGAAGCAGGAGCAGCAGUGGCGGAAAGAGCAGCAGCAUUAUAUCGAGUCGGAAGCUGCAGCAUAUCCUUCCCAAUUCCAACUUCCAAGCUGCAAAAACUCUACCCUAUGCGACAAUAAUGCCAAAAAUAAUUCCCAACAAGAAGCAGUCCUGCAUUUUAUCUCUGGGACCACCUUGAGUUCAGAGGCAUAUGGCCAUAACAAUGGGGAUGAUUACAGAGGCCUGGUGGGACCAGAGCAGGGAAGCAGCCCCAGUUGUAGGCCUGGGGCGCCUCAACACAGCUGCACUGGGAAUGCGCUGAAACUGGAGCAAGGGCAGAAUGUUGGUGAAAGGGGUAAGGCAGUGGAACCAGUGCAGCAGCAGCAAAGGCAGAGGCAGAGGCAAUGGGUGCAGCAGCAGAGGGAAUGGGAGCAGCAGCCUGGCUUCCUGCCGUCCCCUGCAGUUUUCAAGUCUUUUGGGCGCAGUGCUGGGAGGGGCGGUGGUGAAGGGAGUGGGGCAGUGGUUCCUGUGCAGCAGCAGCAGCAGCAGCAGCCGAGGCAGAUGCAGAUGGGACGGGCCCAACAGCCUGGCUUCCUGACGUCUCCUGAAAUAUUCAUGCCGUUCGGGAAUCGAUCUGGGGAGAAAACGGGCAGGGAGGAUGGUUCACGGGAAAACAUCGCCAGGGAGGAUUGGUCACAGAACCAAUUGGGCAGGGGAAAUGACAUGGGCGUGCAGGGGAGCAGGGGAAAAGGGAUGGAGGGGCAUAUGGGCAAGGGAAACGGGGUUGGUGCAGCAGCCAGGUUUGGUACAGCAGCCAGGUUCGGUGCAGAAGACAGGUUUGGUGCAGCAGACAGGUUUGGUGCAGCAGACAGGUUUGGUGCAGCAGACAGGUUUGGUGCAGCAGCAAGGCUUGGUGCAGCAGCCAGGUUUGGUGCAGCAGUCAGGUUUGGUGCAGCAGCCAGGUUUGGUGCAGCAGCCAGGUUUGGUGCAGCAGUCAGGCUUGGUGCAGCAGCCAGGUUUGGUGCAGCAGUCAGGCUCGGAACAGCCGACAGGCUUGGCAGAAGCAGUGCAGAGCCGAGCCUGCAGAUGGGCAGGCCUGGGAUCAUGGCCACGUCAGCAGGACAUCCUCCAGUGCAUGUUCACAGCACGUUCAUGGGGCAAGGAUCAUCCUCAGCAGCGCACAUGGAUACAGUGCAUGUGCACAGCACAUUCAUGGGGCAAGGAUUAUCCCCAGCAGCGCACAUGGAUGGUCAAGUGCAUGAGCCAGGCGUUUUGAGCGGUGGGAGGGAAUGCACGAGCACAAGCAGAGAGGAACGAGGGAGUGGGAGAGGCGGUGGGAUGGGGAGUGGGGCAGGGAGUGGCGGAGUGGGUAGGAAUAGGGUUCAGGAGGCAAGUACGAGUGUGUGCGGGAGUGAUGGUGAGAGUGGGAGUGAGAGGGGGAGUGAGAGGGAGCGUGAGAGGGGGAUUGAGAGGGGGAGUGAGAGGGGGAGUGGGAGCAGAAGCCGAGGCUCCAUUGGCGGCAGUAGCAGCAGCAGCAGCAACAGCAGCAGCAGCAGCCCAGCACUUGUAUGCAGUGUUCUUGAAGGUGCAGAUGUUGCUGCCACAGGUGUUGCAGCUACAGCUGUUCAUUUUCUCCGAGUGUACCCUCCCCUGGUGUACCCUCCCCUGGUGUACCUUCCCGUGGUGUACCUUCCCCUGGUGUACCUUCCCCUGGUGUACCUUCCCCUGGAGUACCUUCCCCUGGUGUACCUUCCCCUGGAGUACCUUCCCCUGGUGUACCUUCCCUUGGUGUACCUUCCCCUGGUGUACCUUCCCCUGGUGUACCUUCCCCUGGUGUACCUUCCCCUGGUGUACCUUCCCCUGGAGUACCUUCCCCUGGUGUACCUUCCCUUGGUGUACCUUCCCCUGGUGUACCUUCUCCCAGUGUGCCGUACUCUAGUGCGCCCUACUCCAGUGUUGCUUCUAUCAGCAUGA
This is a messenger RNA of Closterium sp. Naga37s-1, 2385 nucleotides long. The record is from the annotation of a GenBank genome assembly. NCBI's taxonomy places the organism in Eukaryota, Viridiplantae, Streptophyta, Zygnematophyceae, Desmidiales, Closteriaceae.